AUGGGCCGACGCAAGAGUAACAGAAAGCCUCCUCCAAAAAGAAAAGCGGUUGUGCCCUUGCCAGUAGAGUUCAACUGCCCAUUCUGCAAUCACGAGGGAUCGUGUGAUGUGACGAUGGAUAUAGGACGUAGAUCUGGGAGGAUAGCGUGUCGAGUUUGUUUCGAGGACUUCCAGACAACCAUCCACUUCUUGACAGAGCCUAUUGACGUCUACAAUGAUUGGAUAGACGCGUGUGAGACUGUCAACUGA
Molecule: messenger RNA, 249 nt
Organism: Homalodisca vitripennis (glassy-winged sharpshooter)
Lineage: Eukaryota; Metazoa; Arthropoda; Insecta; Hemiptera; Cicadellidae
Product: transcription elongation factor 1 homolog
Exons: 2
Coding region: 1-249 (82 amino acids)
Biological process (GO): transcription elongation by RNA polymerase II
Cellular component (GO): transcription elongation factor complex
Molecular function (GO): RNA polymerase II complex binding
Source: RefSeq, a predicted model, not a curated record